Messenger RNA from Drepanopeziza brunnea f. sp. 'multigermtubi' MB_m1, 537 nucleotides. RefSeq lists its product as uncharacterized. Gene Ontology annotation, cellular component: membrane; mitochondrial inner membrane peptidase complex. The record is from RefSeq and is a predicted model, not a curated record. Lineage: Eukaryota; Fungi; Ascomycota; Leotiomycetes; Helotiales; Drepanopezizaceae. Gene Ontology annotation, molecular function: serine-type endopeptidase activity.
AUGAUCCGCUUCUACGCCGGCCACCCUUUUCGCGUUGCCACCGCAGCGCUGAAAACAGUCUUCCUCGCCCACGUCUACUAUGAAUACGGGAUCUAUCCGGCCCCAACAAAAGGUGCUUCUAUGGUCCCCACCUUCUCGGUGAUAGACGACCAUGUCCUAAUCGACCGCUCCUACCGCCGCGGCCGUAACCUCCAGGUCGGCGACGUGAUCAGCUUCGACAGCGUCGUCGGACCCGGCGAGCGCGUCAUCAAGCGUGUAGUAGGCCUGGCUGGCGACUACGUCGUGAGAGGAACGCCAUUGCCGUUAGGAAAUAAUGUCGACGAAGCAACGGGUAGUAUGGCUAUGAUACAGGUCCCACAAGGUCACUGCUGGGUCGUCGGCGACAACCUCCCCUACUCGCGCGACUCGCGUCACUUCGGCCCCCUGCCCAUGGCCCUUAUCAAGGGCAAGGUCAUCGCCAAGGUGUGGCCCUGGGAAGAGAGGAGCUGGAUCGGGAACGGGAUGGAACCUGUGGAGUCGGAAUCGACAUCAACAUGA